AUGGACUCUGCUCAAACUACCAAGGUGGACCUGUUGCCUGUCCUGGCCAGCAUUGGCGCUUUGCUUUCUGUGCUGGUGUUUGUCGCCCUCUUGGUUGGGCCAAAAACCGUACUUAAUACGAUUUUCAAUGGCUUCUUGUCUCUUACAUACCGAAUUCCGGCUGUAGAUGGGAAGAAGUACAUGUCGGGUCCGGCAUAUACAUUUCCCAAUGGGCAAAUGGUUGAUAAGUUCCUGGCUGCGCGGACCAGGAGUUGGGAGUGGGAGGAGAAAUACGGGAAGACGUAUCGUAUCUGGGCUGCCAGCAUUCCUGAAGUGGUGAUCACUGAUCCCAAAGACGUCGAGGCUCUAUACUAUCAGUCUACCGACCAUCGUAAGGCACCCCAGGCAAAUGCAGGCUGGCUUUUGACCCAACUUCUUGGAUCAGGCCUGGGCUUGAUCAACGGGACUCGCUGGACUACACUUCGGAAGACCUUGGAUCCGAUGUUCUCGCAUCUGGCUGCCAUGCAAUAUCUCCAUAAUCACCUCGAUGCCAGUGCCGAGGACUAUGUUGCCGGGAUAGACAAGUUUGCUAAAGCAGACAAGCAGGGUGCAAAAGGCAAAGAAAUGGUCAUCAAUGCCACGCAGGCACUGCAGAGAUAUCCUUUCUUUGAGGUCGCGUCAAUGUUCUAUGGAAGAAUGAGCGACGUCGAGAAGGAGCGCCUGUGGGAGCUCGGGCGUCAGUAUUCAGAAGUUUUCUCGGCGAUUGUGUUUGGCGGCAUUCAUCGCUCUAAAAUGACCAAGUAUUUGAACACCAAAGCCUACAAGGGCGCGAUGACCUACCAGAAGGCGUGGCAGAACUUCAACAUGGACAUUGCUAGGGCGCGAGAAAUUACAGCUCCAGAGACGCCGAUUAUCCUCCUUAUGCGAGCCGCUGAAAGGGGCGAAAUAACAUCGCAAGAGGUGACAGACACUGUUGCGGAAUCCACCUUUGCGAACCUAGACAUCGUUACCCAAGUCAUCUCGUCUUGCGUCAUUCUUCUGGCCGACUCCCCCGAGGUUCAAGGUGACCUUCUCAAGGAGAUGGAAGAAAACAAGGUAAACAGAGGAAAAUACAUCACUCGCAAGGACACCCUCCUUCAUUUCUGCUUGCUGGAAUCGCUUCGCCUCAGGCCAGUCCUCGCAUUCACAUUCCCUGAGAAUCCCCCGAGAGAGAAGAUCCUGGGAAACUUCGUGGUACCCAAAGACACGACCGUGAUUGUGGACGCUUUCGCCAUCAAUAUUAGAAACCCAUUCUGGGGUCCUGACAACAGAUCUUAUAGGCCAAGUCGUUUUGCGGGUAUCAAACAGAACCAGCUCCGGUAUAACCUUUCAACUUUCGGCUACGGGCCUCGAAAGUGCCUUGGGCAGCACAUCGCUGAUAAGAUCGUUAAGGCGGUAGUCUAUCACAUGUUCAGCAAGUACAAGGUUUCUCUCCAGCCGAUGCAAGGUCUGGAAGGAGACUUCAAAGUUGAUAAAACUAGCUGGGUGGGAUUGUAUGAUGUUGACUUGAAAUUGGAAGAAAGGGAAAUUGGUGUCAGUAAGACUGAAUGA
Messenger RNA from Fusarium oxysporum Fo47, 1569 nucleotides. RefSeq names its product cytochrome P450 monooxygenase GliC2. NCBI's taxonomy places the organism in Eukaryota, Fungi, Ascomycota, Sordariomycetes, Hypocreales, Nectriaceae. The record is from RefSeq and is a predicted model, not a curated record. Bases 1 to 1569 code for a protein of 522 amino acids. The transcript is spliced from 6 exons. Gene Ontology annotation, molecular function: heme binding; monooxygenase activity; oxidoreductase activity, acting on paired donors, with incorporation or reduction of molecular oxygen.